This is a messenger RNA of Encephalitozoon cuniculi GB-M1, 681 nucleotides long. RefSeq lists its product as uncharacterized. Bases 1 to 681 code for a protein of 226 amino acids. NCBI's taxonomy places the organism in Eukaryota, Fungi, Microsporidia, Unikaryonidae. The transcript has a single exon. The record is from RefSeq and is marked provisional.
AUGGGAUCAGGGUCUAGCUAUCCGGUGAGCUUCGAGUCCUUGGAGGCUUUUUUCGAAAUAGUGAGAAAUGAAAGAUACUUCAAGAUCCAGAUUAUAACUCUCGAAUCCCUGGAGGUGUUUGAAACUGCUCUAAGAGAUGAAAGGAUUGAGUACGUGAGGUGCUUCAGCUCUAUGAUUAGAGAGUCCGAGCUCCCCAUCCUUAUUCUUAGAGAUUCCGAUAUACACCUUCCUAGGCCUGGAAGGUAUAUUUUGUUUAGCAACAAGCGCUGUGGGGGCUUCGUACAGAUUGUGUUCAAUCCAACUCUCUCAGAGAAGCUUGCCAUUGUCGGGGACAUGUAUGUCGUCCAGGCAUACAGCUACAAGAAUAUUAGCGAGCUUCUGAAGGUUGCCAGCAAAGAGAAAGACGAGAUGGAGAGUUAUUUUGGAAGUGGGUUAGACUACUUUGAGAGUGUGAUAAUGCUUGUUGUAAGGAAUAGAAGUAGAUUUAGGGACAUCCUGUGCGGUGCUAAAGAGAUGGAUGAUAAGCUAGGAAACAGCUUUUUCCUACAGAUGAAGCUCAAUGGACUGGUCGAUAAGCUUUUUGUGGUUAGAAAUGGAGAUAGCUACCGGGUGAAUGUGAGCGAAGGUGUUCUGAGGUCUAUAGGAGAGAGAAUAGGGUUUGAUGCAGGCUCCGGUGUCUAA